This is a messenger RNA of Sphaeramia orbicularis (orbiculate cardinalfish), 1224 nucleotides long. It is a transcript of the gene mrpl28, whose product is annotated as mitochondrial ribosomal protein L28. Lineage: Eukaryota; Metazoa; Chordata; Actinopteri; Kurtiformes; Apogonidae. The record is from RefSeq and is a predicted model, not a curated record. The coding region runs from base 148 to 903 and encodes 251 amino acids. Gene Ontology annotation, cellular component: mitochondrial large ribosomal subunit. The transcript has 6 exons. Gene Ontology annotation, molecular function: structural constituent of ribosome.
GGGCACUAUCAGACCGGAAACUGCCCCAGUGAAGUGAGCAUGAUGUCCUUACCUGCAUGACUUUGACUCAACGUGAGUUUUUAAGGUACAGUUCGCAUUCUGGAGAACACUGACUUCUUUUAAUUGAUUGAACUUGUAAAGACCACUAUGCCACUUCAUAAAUACCCACCCAAAAUCUGGGAAGCCCUAAAGUUGAAGCAGGGCAUCUAUACCCGGCUCCCUAAACACUACCUCAAGUCCCUGGAGCAGAAGGAGCCUACACCUGUCCACUGGAGGCCCCUGGGAGUCCAAUACCGAGCUAAUCCAAAGACGGGGCAGAAGGAACGAGUGCAAGAUGUCCCAAUUCCAAUCUACUACCCUCCAUUUUCCCAGGAUGGUCUGUGGGGAGGAGAGGGCUGGAUAUCAGGCUACAGAUACGCCAACAAUGACAAAUUGUCCACUCGUUUGAAAAAGACAUGGAAACCUCAGCUCUUAAAGCGAGAGCUUUACAGCGAGAUCCUCGAUAACAAGUUCACUGUCACUGUCACGCCCCGCACCCUGAACCUCAUCGAUGCUGCUUAUGGCUUCGACUUUUAUAUCCUCAAAACACCGAAAGAAGACCUGAACUCCAAACUGGGAAUGGACCUGAAGAGGGCAAUGUUGCUUCGCCUGGCACGCAAAGACAAAGAGCUUUACCCUGACGACCCUGUCAAGAGGGAGAAAGUCUACAGCAAAUACAAGCAGUUUGAGAUCCCAGAGGAGGAGGCAGAGUGGGUGGGUCUGAGUCUGGAAGAGGCCGUUGAGAAACAGAGGCAGCUGGAGCACAAGGAGCCUGAGCCUUUGUUUAAGGCCUGUGUGGACCAACUGGUGGAGGAGCUGCAUAUUCAGAAACUCUUAGAGCCACAUCUUACAGAGAAGAAAUGAUGAGUGGGACAUCAGCACCGCAUCAAACUGAAGGAUUCAGUAGGUUGAACUGUUGCUCCUCUUUUCAUGGUGGGAGUCACAAAGUUUCUGUUUGACACUUGUGUUGAAUGAACACCUGGGAGAGACUGUGCAGUGUUUGUCACCAUAAUGGAGCGACACAUAAUGAAAGUGGCCCAAAUGAAAAGGACAUGUUGGACUAAUGCGUACUGAAGAUGUUUUAUUUCCUCUUUCAUUGAAGACCCCUGAAUAAGAUUUAAGAUCUGUGUAAAUACAACACAAAGAAAAGGAUAUUUAAAAAUAAAACAUUCACUUUUUCUUAAA